Messenger RNA from Pseudopodoces humilis (Tibetan ground-tit), 3522 nucleotides. The record is from RefSeq and is a predicted model, not a curated record. Lineage: Eukaryota; Metazoa; Chordata; Aves; Passeriformes; Paridae.
CCCGCGCAGACACCGCAGCCCCUCGGGCAGCACCUCCGAGCGGCCGCCCCGCCGUCAUCCAUCCCCCCUGUCGCAGGAAUGGUUAUUCGGUUGCCUUGGAGAUGAUCCUGCUGCUGCACAUGUAGGGCCGAAGAUUAAUGGUGUGGGCAGUAUGGACCUAAUGAACGGACAGCCCAGCAGUGUUAAUAUUGCAGCUACUGCUUCAGAGAAGAGUAGCAGCUCUGAGUCCUUGAGUGACAAGGGUUCAGCUGAACUGAAGAAGAGCUUUGAUGCAGUGGUAUUUGAUGUUCUAAAGGUUACACCAGAGGAAUAUGCGGGUCAAAUUACACUAAUGGAUGUGCCUGUAUUUAAAGCAAUUCAGCCAGAGGAGCUGGCAAGCUGUGGCUGGAAUAAAAAAGAGAAAUACCGUUUUGCACCGAAUGCUGUUGCUUUCACCAGAAGAUUCAAUCAUGUAAGCUUCUGGGUUGUUAGAGAGAUUCUGCAUGCACAGACUUUAAAAAUACGAGCUGAGGUUUUGAGCCACUACAUCAAAACUGCAAAGAAACUGUAUGAACUGAAUAACCUCCAUGCUCUCAUGGCAGUGGUGUCAGGCCUCCAGAGUGCUCCCAUCUUCAGGCUGACCAAGACAUGGGCGUUACUGAGUCGGAAGGAUAAAGCCACCUUUGACAAGCUGGAAUAUGUUAUGAGUAAAGAAGAUAAUUACAAAAGGCUUAGAGACUAUAUCAGCAGCUUGAAGAUGACUCCUUGUAUUCCCUACUUAGGUAUUUAUCUGUCAGACUUGACAUAUAUUGACUCUGCCUACCCCUCAACAGCAAGCAUUCUGGAAAGUGAGCAAAGAACAAAUUUAAUGAACAACAUUCUUCGAAUUAUCUCAGAUUUGCAGCAGUCAUGUGAAUAUGAUAUUCCUAUGUUGCCUCAUGUCCAAAAGUAUCUCAACUCAGUUCAAUACAUAGAAGAACUACAAAAGUUUGUAGAAGAUGCCAAUUACGAACUUUCAUUAAAGAUAGAACCAGGGACCAGCACCCCCCACUCUGCUGCUUCCAGAGAAGAUUUAGUAGGCUCUGAAGUCGGAGCAUCUCCACAGAGUGGACGGAAGAAUGUUGCAGCUGAAGGAGCCUUGCUACCACCGACACCCCCUUCACCUCGGAACCUGAUACCCCACGGACACAGGAAAUGUCACAGUCUGGGUUACAAUUUCAUACACAAAAUGAACACGGCCGAAUUUAAAAGCGCGACGUUCCCCAACGCAGGACCGCGGCACCUGCUGGAUGACAGCGUCAUGGAGCCCCACGUCCCAUCCCGAGGGCAGGCUGAGAGCUCCACCCUUUCCAGUGGAAUUUCAAUAGGUAGCAGUGAUGGUUCUGAACUCAGUGAAGAGACUUCCUGGCCAGCAUUUGAAAGGAACAGGUUGUACCAUUCUCUCGGUCCGGGGACAAGAGUGUCACGAAAUGGCCAUCGAGGCCACAUGAAGGCCAGCAGCUCCCUAGAGUCUGAAGAUUUGGCUGUUCAUUUGUAUCCAGGAGCAGUUACUAUUCAAGGUGUUCUCAGGAGGAAGACUUUGUUGAAAGAAGGCAAAAAACCUACAGUAGCAUCUUGGACGAAAUACUGGGUGGCACUGUGUGGAACCCAACUCUACUACUAUGCUGCAAAAUCCCUGAAGGCUGCAGAGAGAAAACAUUUCAAAUCCACACCGAGUAAGAGCGUCUCAGUGGUGGGCUGGAUGGUGAUGAUGGCAGACGACCCUGAGCAUCCAGAUCUCUUCUUAUUGACUGAUUCUGAGAAGGGAAAUUCAUAUAAAUUUCAAGCUGGAAACAAAAAUAACGCAACACUCUGGUUUAAACACCUGAGUGCUGCCUGCCAAAGCAACAGACAACAGGUUCCUGCCAACUUGAUGACCUUUGAAUAACAGGCAAAUUCAAAACGAUAAAAAAGGACAAUUUGAACCAUGUCAUAAUUGAGAACAAGGUCCUGAUGAAAAAUGUGCCAGCUGUAUUCUGUGCCAGAACAGAACCUGUCAACUCAAUUUCUGAACUCUGGAGCCCUGAACAAGACCACUAAUGGUUGGGGAGUGGAGUCCCCCAGAUUAAAAAUGGAGUUGCAACAUGUAUUGCCAUGGACCAUGCUUCGUUAUGUUCUCAGAACUGACCUGUGGAAACCACUGCCUUAAAGAGUGAAAGGAAAAACAACAAGAAACACCAAAUAGUGUGUGUGAAACUUCUGGCGGUGCUGUGCUUGAGUUAAAUAGAUUGUAGCUAGUUUUGAGUUUCUUUUAACUUUAUACUAAUUUUGAAAAUAACUCACCUUUUUAGGCAUUCUUAAGAAAACAGGUAAACUGGUAUUUAAGAGUUGUAUCAAAAGCUGUGUAUGAACCAGGUAAAAGGUACUACAUGUUCUGGAGAUGUUGUUUAGGCUAUACCAGGAAUCCUGGAGGGGAGCUUGUCCCAGACACACCUAGCCUGGAGCAGUGUUAUUUCUCUCAGACCUGUAAGAAAUGUAACACAACUGCAAGUUCAGAGCAGCACUGAGCUUGCAAACCUUUGUCCUCUAUGGGAGCCAGACUGCUACAGUGGCACAGAGGCUGAGCCAAAAAUCGGUUUGGUACGCUUUGACCUAAUCUCUGAUGAAAAACAUGUGGUUUGGGCAGUCGGGGGAGGGGGGUGUGGGGUGCAUACGAGACAAAACUGAAAGCACUGUUGGGUCAGAACUGAGUGUUUUUGUCCCAUUUGUUUCUAUGCCUGUGAUUCUCCUACACAGAAAAGGUGAAUGACAAAACACCAACACCUGGGUACAGCUCACUGAGAUGCUUGACUUUGGGUAUCUGCUAAUUAUCAGUUAGGGACCACUGUUAGUGUGUGGUGUUUCAUAAUAUCACUUCAGAUGGACAUUUUAAAAAGAUAGAGGCACAAUUUCAAGCUUUCAUGUUCUCAUUUGGCAAUAAUUGAUUUUAGUAUCUGUCUUGGUCAAAGUAGUUGACGUUGUGUGGUGUUGAUAACAUGGCCUAAAGCAGACCUUACAUACAGAAGCUCUUUUGAUCUUCAGGCAAUUGACUAAUUUAUUAGAAGGUAGGAUAACCUGAGGAGAGAAAAGGUGUGGGGCCAUCAAAAUUCCAUCCUUGACAGGAAUCAUUCUUGGUCACUGAAAUUACUCACAGAGAAAAACAUAAUGGUUGUAAAAAGGGAGCUGUGCUUUAUGUGUGUGUUUGAUGCUUAAGACUUUGAUUCUUGCUUUAUUGGCGUUUCCUUGACGUCACCUAGUUUCCUGGAUGAUUGGUCUUCCUUUAAUCUUCAAAAAUAUGAUCUUUGUAAAUCAAGGAAACAUUGUCCAAAAUAUGACUCUGAUAUUGGAACUUUGAAGUCUGUGAAAAAGUAGUAACUGUUCCAUUGACAUUGUGGUUUAGUGACCGUAAAUAUGCUUGCAGAUUCCACCAUGAAUUCUCCUUUUUAAACAGAAACAAGCUACCUACCAGUCUGUUUCAGAGUUCUCUGACUAUCUAAUAAAGGUUUCUACUAGUAGUUGUUAUUU